Molecule: messenger RNA, 3255 nt
Organism: Anguilla rostrata (American eel)
Lineage: Eukaryota; Metazoa; Chordata; Actinopteri; Anguilliformes; Anguillidae
Gene: chek1
Product: checkpoint kinase 1
Exons: 12
Coding region: 563-1888 (441 amino acids)
Biological process (GO): DNA damage checkpoint signaling; protein phosphorylation
Cellular component (GO): cytoplasm
Molecular function (GO): protein serine/threonine kinase activity; ATP binding
Source: RefSeq, a predicted model, not a curated record
AGCUUCCCGUUACCAGGAAGUGACACAUCUGCCGGCGGAAGACUGCAAGUUUUGAUGUAGCAGCGCGCGCCAAAGUGCACGCACGGCAUGUACGUCGGAUUGUGUCAGUAGGGAAUGAACCGUAGGUAGCUGGCUUUAUAAAAAAAGUAGUAUUUAUAUAAAACUGCUCUUACUCGACUGACAUAUAACGUCAACGGAGGUGGAAUAGGGACGGCAUGUCUUCACGGUAGUUUAUUUUUUUGGAGAAACUUGCUGGCUAGCCGUGAUGUUUUGCAACUCACUAAAGUCUUGAAGCUAAGUUGCAAUAACGUUAGUUGUAGCUAGCUGGCUGGCUUGCCAGUUACAGUUUUUUAUUUAAUUUUUAACUUCAAAUACUAAUCAGUUCGCUGUUUUCAUGAACUACGAAGCUCCUGUGUUGUCAUACGAGACUUACUCAGCCGGGUGAAAGUCACGUAGCCACAGCUACGUUAACUCGUGCUAGUUUACUUGGUAUUUUGCUGGCGAGUUUCUACAGGAGUGCAGUGACGGGUACCUAUUGAUUGGUUUCUUACCCAAACAGAAGAUGGCUGUGCCGUUUGUACAGGACUGGGAUUUGGUGCAGACUCUCGGUGAAGGUGCAUACGGAGAGGUGCGUCUGCUGGUGAACAGGAAGACGGAGGAGGCGGUGGCGGUGAAGGUGCUGGACGCGUCGCGGGCCAAGGACUGCCCCGAGAUCAUCCGGAAGGAGGUGUGCAUCCACAAGGUGCUGUCGCACCCCAACAUCGUGCGCUUCUUCGGGUUUCGGCGCGAGGGACACACGCGCUACCUCUUCCUGGAGUACUGCAGCGGGGGAGAGCUCUUCGACCGCAUCGAGCCGGACUUGGGGAUGCCCGAGAGAGAGGCACAGAAGUUCUUCCAGCAACUGAUCGCAGGCGUGGAGUACCUCCACAGUGUGGGGAUCACGCACAGGGACAUAAAGCCGGAGAACAUACUGCUGGAUGACAAAGACAACGUGAAGAUCUCGGAUUUCGGGCUGGCCACCAUGUUCCGGCACGGCGGGCGGGAGCGGCGGCUGACCCGGCUGUGCGGGACGCUCCCCUACGUGGCGCCGGAGCUGAUGUCCCGCGCGGAGUUCAGCGCCCAGCCCGCCGACACCUGGGCCUGCGGCAUCGUCCUCACCGCCAUGCUGGCUGGGGAACUGCCGUGGGACCAGCCCACUGAGAGCUGUCAGGAGUAUUCCGAUUGGCUGCAGAAGAAGACCUACCUCACGCCCUGGAAGAAGAUUGACGCCAUGCCCCUCAGUCUGUUGACCAAGAUCCUGUUGCACGACCCUGAGAAGAGGAUCACCAUUCCAGACAUCAAGAAGGAUCGCUGGUUCUGCAAAAGCUUCAAAACGGAAGAGAAGCGGCAGUGCGACCCUCAGGGGCCCGUCACCAAGCUGCUGCGGUCCGACUCGGAGCAGGGACCCCUGUCCCGCACCGGCAGUGAGGACCGGGCGCAGAUAUCCAGCUCCCAGCCCGAGCCGGUGGGCGUGUGGUCCUGGGAUUCUGCCGUCGGCGGCCACACGGGGGCGCCGCAGGUCAGCUUCUCCCAGCCGGCCUGUCCGGACCACAUGCUGCUCGGCAGCCAGCUCCUGGGGACCCCUGGGUCCAGUCAGACGCCGUGGCAGCGCCUGGUCCGGAGGAUGACGCGUUUCUUCACUACUCUGGGGGCGGAGCCGUCCUGCGUCGCUCUCAGGGACACCUGCGCCACCAUGGGCUACACCUGGAAGCAGACCUGCACCAAUCAGGCAACCGUCUCCACAAUGGAUCGUCGUAACAACAAGCUGAUCUUCAAGGUGCACUUCCUGGAAAUGGAGUCGAGGAUCCUGGUGGACUUCAGGCUCUCGAAGGUAAAUGCUCACAGUUAGCGCGGAUCAUUUGGAAAGGGAUUACCGUCCCGCAGUUUAGCCUGGUCUUUAGCCUGCCAGAAACGCAUUCUCCUCAUAGGUCAUAGGAGUUGUUAGCGUAGCUCGUUAGCCGCUAAUUCUGAUUAACUAACGUCUGUGUGUGUGUGCUUCCCCCCCUUCCCGGGCGACGGCUUGGAGUUCAAGAGGCACUUCCUGAAAAUCAAACGCCAGCUCUCCGACAUCGUCAGCAGCCAGAAGGUUCCGCUGCCCGUCACAUGACGGGGGAGGGGAGAGCGAAGCGCCGACGCGCCCGCGUCCUGACCCACGCCGCUGCCCGUGCUGCACGCGCACGUUUUUGGUUUUUUUUUGGCGGGAGCGAGACGGUUUAAGAGGCAGCUCCUGUGCUCACGCCACUCGCAGGUCAAUCAUCACGUUUUUCCGUUUUGUCGUCUCUCGAAUCGAUGAGAGACGAGUAUAUGAGCCAUACUCCAUUUUGUUUUUCAUCAUUCCUCAGGCAGUAUUGUGUGAGUGGUUUUGCUUUAAUGUUUUUAUUUACAGUUAUUUGGGUAUUUCGAUGAAGUGCAAAGCCUUUUUGCGAGUUGAGGGAGGAACCAUCACGUGCUAACGUGCUAACUUUGCAUGUCCGUUCACCACCUCCUCCACCGUUAACAACUGUUCAUAGAGCCCUUUUCUCAAGCAGGAAUUUAUGUGACCAGACCAAAUGAGGGCCUCUAUUAGCAAACUGUAGAGUCUCCUGCCACCCCCCCCUCGAUAUUCCAGUCUGUAUUUUUAACACCGGAACUUAUGUGACCAGAACGAAUGAGGGCCUCUGAUAACAAACUCUAAAUGGCACUAAAAGCCAAACUGUAUAUUCUGUUGCCCCUUCCACCAACCCCCCCCCCCGAUACUGAGAACACUGGAACUUCCGUCUUCCUCUUGUUGAAGCUGAAACAUUCCACAUCCAAUGUGAUACGUCUGAAUGCUCGUGGAGUGCCAUACUCUGGCGUUGGAUGUUAUGUACUGAAAUCUAGAGCCAGAACCUGCUGUAGUUAAACAUUUGAGAGAAUAGGCGGGACUAGUGGUCUGGGUGGGUCCAUAUAAUCUGCCCGCCCCAACCGUGACCCGCCCAGUUUACCGCAGAGGGGGCGGAGCUAAAGCACUCUACACUGGUGCUGAAGCGAACGGGAACAAAUGGAUGAGCAGCAUCCUGUGCAUGCUUCAGUACAGCGGAUCCAAUUCCUCUGCCCCCCCAACCUGCCCUGGGGCCUGUAGUCCUGCCCUGGGUUCCAUCUGCCCACCCUGGGCCCUCCUCACUGCCUCUGUGACUUUUAUAUUUGUGUGUGAUCGAAAUGAGUGAAAGCAGUAAUAAAGUUUCUGUGUUUAAUGUA